AUGGGCUCCUUACCUGCUUCACGAGUCCAGCCUGCCAGGGCCUUCCUUCGCAGUGGGGUCGACUAUGCUGGCCCAAUCACCCUCUGCAUGUCAAAGGGUCGCGGCCAGAAGACGGUCAAGGGCUACAUCGCCGUGUUCGUCUGCCUCUGCACCAAAGCUGUCCACCUGGAGCCAGUGUCCGACCUGUCUGCGUCCGCGUUUAUCGCGGCCUUCCGACGGUUCGUCGCGAGGCGAGGACGCUGUGCUCACCUCUUAAGCGACAACGCGACGAAUUUUCGGGGUGCAGAUGCGCAGUUGAAAUCUAUGUUCAAACGAGCUUCUGAAUUUUACAGGGAGGUUGCUGAGCUAAUCGCCAACGAAGGAACGAAUUGGGAAUUUAUUCCGCCCUACUCACCUCACUUUGGCGGCCUGUGGGAGGCGGCGGUGAAAUCCGCGAAGAGGCAUCUUCUUCGGUCAGUAGAGGGCCACAGGCUGACCUUCGAAGAACUGACAACAUUAUUGUGCCAGGUGGAAGCGUGUCUAAAUUCACGACCGUUAUCACCACUCACGGACGAUCCCAAAGACUUCUCCGCACUAACACCGAACCACCUCAUUACGGGUCACUCACUGUCGGCGAUUCCGGAAUCACCGGAAGAUUUAAAUUUCGACGGAGGACACAAAAGGUGGGCCCUCGUACAAAAAUUAAUUGAACAUUUUUGGCGUAGGUGGAGUAAAGAAUAUCUGGGCCAACUGCAACACCUUCCGAAGUGGCGGAAGGCGCUUCCUAACCUCCAACUCGGAACCCUCGUCUUGCUAAAGGAGGACUCGACACCACCAACUAAAUGGCCGAUGGCGCGCGUCGUGAAGGUCCACGAGGGACAAGAUGGCCUAACACGUGUGGCGACCGUCCAGACUGCUACCAGCCUGACCACACGUGCAAUCACACGGUUGAUUCCACUCGUGUCGCCGAACGAUACGGACAACGCUAUGGCUAAGAAGACGUCUCAUGAUACGUCUGUCUACCGGCAGCCGAGCAGUGACGCAGUAGCAACCGCCGAUUCUUGGAAACGGUCACGUCGUUGCCGUUCCGACAACGAGGCGGGCGGCAUGUUUGAGAUUUGCUCGUUUAUUAAUUAUAUUUUCUUCUACAUUAUUGUUGUCUAA
This is a messenger RNA of Osmia bicornis bicornis, 1143 nucleotides long. RefSeq lists its product as uncharacterized. The record is from RefSeq and is a predicted model, not a curated record. The coding region runs from base 1 to 1143 and encodes 380 amino acids. Lineage: Eukaryota; Metazoa; Arthropoda; Insecta; Hymenoptera; Megachilidae. The transcript has a single exon. Gene Ontology annotation, molecular function: nucleic acid binding. Gene Ontology annotation, biological process: DNA integration.